CCAGAAGCAAACUCCAGCCCUCCCCGUGUCUACUGCUCGCUGAGGAAGCCGCAGGUGCACACUGGAUCCACAAGGCACAGAACCAUCUUCGCCCUCGGCAAGCCCCCGCUUCCGCCAGGGCAGACGGCCUCAGGGAGUGGCAGCCGGAGUCUGAACUGUCCUGGGGGACCAAGCAGGAGCUUAAGAUGGGCAAGACCUGGGGCCCUGGGCAGACGCAUCAAAGCAGGCAGAAGCAGGCAUGGCCAGCAGGAAGACCAAGAAGAAGGAAGGGGGUGCCCUCCGGGCCCAGAGAGCUUCAUCCAAUGUCUUCUCCAACUUUGAGCAGACUCAGAUCCAGGAGUUCAAGGAGGCAUUCACACUCAUGGAUCAGAACCGAGAUGGCUUCAUUGACAAGGAGGACCUGAAGGACACCUAUGCCUCCCUGGGCAAGACCAACGUCAAGGACGACGAGCUGGACGCCAUGCUCAAAGAGGCCUCGGGGCCCAUCAACUUCACCAUGUUUCUGAACCUGUUUGGGGAGAAGCUGAGCGGUACCGACGCCGAGGAAACCAUUCUUAACGCCUUCAAGAUGCUGGACCCGGACGGGAAAGGGAAAAUCAACAAGGAGUACAUCAAGCGUCUGCUGAUGUCCCAGGCUGACAAGAUGACGGCGGAAGAGGUGGACCAGAUGUUCCAGUUCGCCUCCAUCGAUGCGGCGGGCAACCUGGACUACAAGGCGCUCAGCUACGUGAUCACCCACGGGGAGGAGAAGGAGGAGUGAGGCCCGGCCGGGUCAAUAAACCUGGACGCUUGGA
Pan troglodytes (chimpanzee) is the source of this 794-nucleotide messenger RNA. Its product is annotated as myosin light chain 5 like. The coding region runs from base 239 to 760 and encodes 173 amino acids. NCBI's taxonomy places the organism in Eukaryota, Metazoa, Chordata, Mammalia, Primates, Hominidae. Gene Ontology annotation, molecular function: calcium ion binding. The transcript is spliced from 8 exons. The record is from RefSeq and is a predicted model, not a curated record.